Messenger RNA from Sitodiplosis mosellana (orange wheat blossom midge), 2632 nucleotides. RefSeq names its product putative alpha-L-fucosidase. The transcript is spliced from 8 exons. Gene Ontology annotation, cellular component: lysosome. Bases 1053 to 2486 code for a protein of 477 amino acids. Gene Ontology annotation, molecular function: alpha-L-fucosidase activity. Gene Ontology annotation, biological process: fucose metabolic process; glycoside catabolic process. Lineage: Eukaryota; Metazoa; Arthropoda; Insecta; Diptera; Cecidomyiidae. The record is from RefSeq and is a predicted model, not a curated record.
CCGAUUUUUCCUAUUUAUCUGAAAAGAAAAUGAUUUAAAAUUCGAACAAAAGAGCAUCUAUUUCGAAAUCAAAUUGGAAAGUGCAAAGCAGAACAACGGAAAUGAGUUUAGAAGCAAUUGUAUUUAUUUACAUGAAUCCAAAGUGUGAAUGCAAUUUUAAAUGUCUUUGAGUCACAUUGGAACAGUGUGUUUUUGUACGUUCAUGGAACCUUUAAAUCUUGAUCAACGAUUGUCUAAAGUCUAAUCACUUGACAUGUGCAUGCUUCAAGAGAAAGAGAGAAAGAAGCGAGAGAGCGAGAGUUUCAGCUUUAGAAUUCAGAAGCAAGAGAGAAAAAAAAACGCCCGAAUCGAUGCUACGCAAAAAUAUGCUCUGAGGUUAAAAGUACUUUGCAAGCGUUACAUGUGAAGUGUUUUGUUUAUGUGCCCGUAUAUUUUACUGCUACCGCACACUUUACGAGUACAUCCAUACAAAAUGUUGACAAACGAAGCGAUUGAAGUGCGAAAAACAAAGCAUAAAUCGUCUGACUUAUCAAUGGAAUCGCGUCGAAUUUUGCCAUCUAUAAAUCAAUUGUGCUCACAUCCAUACACACCAACAGACACACACAUGCACGAAAGAAGAGCAUUUCAUUUUGUAUAUUGAACGCCACAAGCCAUGCAUAAUCUACAGCCACAUCUAAGUGUUGGACGCUUCGACUUUGAUUCAAUUACAUUGCACAGGGCGAUUAGCGUGUACAAUGUACAUACACACUCAGUCAUUGAGCCAAUAGCAAAUGGACAAAGCAACGGUAGAGGUUUUUUUGUGUGUUGUUUUAUUUUUGUGUCGAUAUCAUCUGUGUAUAGUGUAUGUGUACGCUGUUCUGUCAAGCUAUUAAAUUUGAUUACUCCAUCCUGGCCGAUUAGAUUAUCGAUGUUUGUGUACGAUUUCUCGUCGUUUUUCGACAACAUUUAAAUCGCGUUGUAACAUUUGCAAUACGUUCUGACCGCUGUGUGCAUUCCAGUUUGUGACAAAGUGUAGAUAUAAGUAUAUAAAAAUCAAAAGCAAAAUCAAAACAAUGCGGUUGAUGGAAAAACAGUGGAUUUUAUUUGUCAUUUUUCAAGCGUUGAUCAUAGCAUGUGUACAAUGUGAAAGGUAUCAAGUGAUAACGGUACAAGAGCCGGCAUACGAACCUACUUGGGAUUCACUUGAUUCAAGGCCAUUGCCAUCAUGGUAUGAUGACGCAAAAGUUGGCAUUUUCCUACAUUGGGGCGUCUACUCUGUACCCACAUUUGGCUCUGAAUGGUUUUGGAAGUAUUGGCGUGAUGAACACGUUCCGUCUUAUGUGGACUAUAUGACGAAGAACUUUAAACCAGGUUUUACUUAUCAAGAGUUUGCACCACAAUUCACCGCGGAACACUUCAACGCCGACGAAUGGUCCAAGUUAUUUGCGGAGAGUGGAGCCAAAUAUGUGGUUCUGACAAGCAAACAUCAUGAUGGGUAUGCCCUGUGGCCGUCCAAAUAUUCGUUCGGUUGGAAUUCCAUGGAUGUUGGCCCGCAUCGCGACUUGAUUGGUGAACUGUCCAACGCAAUCCGCACAAAUACAACGCUUAAAUUCGGACUGUAUCAUUCGUUUUACGAGUGGUUCAAUCCGAUGUUUCUGAGUGAUAAGCAAAAAGAAUUCAACGAUAAUCUGUUUGUUGUGAACAAAGUCAUGCCAGAAAUGAAAGAAAUCGUGAACAAUUACAAACCAGCAGUAUUUUGGUCAGAUGGCGACGAAGAGGCGUCAAGCGAAUACUGGGAUUCAACUGGUUUUCUUGCAUGGCUUUACAAUGAGAGUCCAGUCAGAAAUACUGUAGUCGUUAACGACCGUUGGGGAAAAGGUGCUGCAUGUAAACACGGCGGCUUUUACACAUGUGGCGAUCGAUACAAUCCAGGUGUUUUGCAAAAACACAAGUGGGAAAAUGCGAUGACGAUUGAUAAAAAAAGCUGGGGCUUUAGGGCCGAUGCGAAAAUCGAUGAUUUUCUAACAAAAGAAGAGUUAAUAAAAGAAAUCGUGAUCACUGUGAGCACAGGUGGAAAUAUUCUAGUGAAUGUUGGACCAACACAAAAUGGUUUGAUUCAACCGAUUUUCGUUGAACGCCUGCGGCAAAUGGGUAGCUGGCUUAAUAUAAACGAUGAGGCGAUCUAUGAAAGUCGUCCAUGGAUUUAUCAAAAUGACACAGAAACAACUGGUGUCUGGUACACAUGCAAAUCAGAACAAACAGACCGCACAACUGUGUAUGCAAUCGUAUUGGACUAUCCGUAUGAUUCAGCCGGCAAAAAUCUUUAUUCGCUUGGCGGCAAAUUCGAUGAAAAUACCAAGGCGAGAAUGUUAGGAUAUCCAAAAAAUCUUAAAUGGUAUGGUUCAGAGGAGUCAAUGUACAUUGAAUUUCCCAAUAAAGCACAAAUCGAUAAAUUGGGCCUGCAUUCAGCAUGGACAAUAGCAAUUAAUUUGCCGAAACGUUCUUAAUGCAACGGAACUUUCUACACUGACACUGCAGAAUUAAAUACUAGACUAAGAUUGAAUCGAAUGCUUGUGACUUGUAACUGGAAACAUUUCUUUAAAAAGCUGAAAAUAAAUUGAUGAGAAUUAUUUCUAAAACUAUCUAUUGCAAA